GUGCCUGAAAGAAUUCUGAUAUUACAUAUUAUCAACCAACAACCCAAACUCACGGUAAUCGUGCCGAUAUUAAUCUCAUUCCCAGUGUUCUCGCAAACCAAUUCCGAAGAUGUCAUUCUGGGAUAAGUUGACAGGGCGAAAGCCAUCAAAGGAUGCUUCUAGUGGCGGAUCAACAACCUCGAAUACACCAACAGACACAUUCACACCUACACCUUUUAACCCGCAAGAAGGGCAAGAUGUCAGCUCUUUUCUUACAGGGCCAGAACUCGUAGAUCCUUCACAACUCCAUCCUAUGGCAGGUCUGAAUCAGCAGACUUUAGAUUACCUAUCUCUCGAAGAAUCCACCCUCUCGGACCUUCCAGGAUCGCAGUCUGCUUUACCCUCUAGAGGCUGGUCAGACGAUUUGUGUUAUGGUACCGGUGUGACAUAUUUGACGGCGCUGACUGUGGGAGGUGCUUGGGGAUUACAAGAGGGUUUGAGGAGGUCUGCGACACAACCGCCAAAGUUGCGAUUGAACUCGGUGCUGAACGCUGUUACGAGACGUGGGCCAUUCUUGGGGAAUUCCGCAGGAGUAAUUGCUAUGGUUUACAAUGGUUUUAAUUCUUUUAUUGGACAUAUGAGGGGUAGACAUGACUCUGCGAAUAGUGUUCUAGCAGGUGCGCUCAGUGGGAUGAUCUUCAAAAGUACAAGAGGAGUUCGUCCCAUGAUGAUUUCCGGUGGAAUUGUGGCUUCUGUAGCCGGCGCAUGGGCAGUUGCAAGAAAAGCCGUAUUCUAAAUGACUAUAUAACGACAAAACCCCUCUUCCAUGACGAAACUCCGACCUUAUGAUUUCAAGAUCCGCACACCAGCGAACCUCCUCCAUUACUCUAAAUAGAACCAGGUUUCUUUAGCGUAUUAGCACAUAUUGAUUUGUGCUUUGUCAUUAUAAUAGAUUUUGUUAAUUGGCGCGGGUUGCAUUAGCGGGUUCAUCUCUCCUCUUUACCCCAGAAGGGCAAUAUGUAACAUAGAUGGGAAAGGUAUGGGGAGUAAUUCAGAGUCGUCGAAUUCUCAGAUCUGGUGCUGAUUUCUCGAGAAUGUUCAAGGUUGUAUUGGUUGCACCUUCCUCUUAUGAGAUGAACCUAGCUCACCAGAACCAUUCUUUACGGUGAAAAAAGCAACAGAAUCUACAAUUCACAGUAUUCAAACCACCUCAGGUACAGCUUUAUGCAUUCUCCCGUACUACAUAGUUAUAGCGGCUACUGCCGUAAUCAUAUUGUGCUCAAUCUUCUUCC
Botrytis deweyae is the source of this 1271-nucleotide messenger RNA. RefSeq lists its product as uncharacterized. The record is from RefSeq and is a predicted model, not a curated record. Lineage: Eukaryota; Fungi; Ascomycota; Leotiomycetes; Helotiales; Sclerotiniaceae. Gene Ontology annotation, biological process: protein import into mitochondrial matrix. The transcript has 2 exons. Bases 110 to 775 code for a protein of 221 amino acids. Gene Ontology annotation, cellular component: TIM23 mitochondrial import inner membrane translocase complex; mitochondrial inner membrane. Gene Ontology annotation, molecular function: transmembrane protein transporter activity.